Molecule: messenger RNA, 1672 nt
Organism: Ooceraea biroi (clonal raider ant)
Lineage: Eukaryota; Metazoa; Arthropoda; Insecta; Hymenoptera; Formicidae
Product: WAP four-disulfide core domain protein 2
Cellular component (GO): extracellular region
Molecular function (GO): serine-type endopeptidase inhibitor activity
Source: RefSeq, a predicted model, not a curated record
CCGACGAUAAGCAUAUAUAUUAGAGGUGCCGAUUCUAUUGAAUGGCAAAAACGCGCGAGAAGACUCCCAUCAACUUUGCUGCCAGCUAACAUACCAGAUAGCAGUUAAGCAUUGCCUGGAAACAGCAGGAAAAUGAAGUCACUAUUUAUCUUGAUCUUUGUGGUUACGAUCUCCAUUGCGAAAGCGCAAACCAAUUAUGCAGCAAAACCAGGCUCAUGUCCACCUGCCUUACCUGUACAGUUUUGCGGACGUUCUUGCUACGUUGACUUACAUUGUGCAGGAGUCGGCAAGUGUUGUCCAACUCAAUGUGGCGGUGCUAUUUGCUCCCUGCCCGUCACGACGACGCGAUCUGGCCCGACAGAGAAACCAGGAUCUUGUCCUUCAAAACCCACGGGAAGAUGGGUGUGUUCAUCGACUUGCAAUGGCGACAACGAUUGCAGAGGAAACUUAAAAUGUUGCAAGAACAGAUGUGGUGCACUAGCUUGUCAAAAACCGGACAUCGAAGUACUUGAAUCCAGCGAACCUCCUGCAGUUCAACCGGUUGCUCCGCGCUUCGGAAAUGAUUAUAAUGAUUAUUAAGAAAUUUGUUCGAUCAGACAUCUCAUCUCUCUAUUACAUUCAUAAUCUAUUACAACUGACAUUAAGUAUAACUAUGAGAGUAUUUUAUUUUUAUUUGUAAUCGUUUAGAAUAAUGACAUAUAAUAUUCUUCUUUCCUCUCUCAUAUUUAUUUCAGGAAGAGAAUACAGAAUUGUAAAACUAACAUCUAAAUUUAUAUUGAUGAGUAACAUUUACGUGUGUUCUACCACUGUUAAAAAAGUGUACAUCGUUAAUUUUUUUUCUACAAUGCCGCACAUAGCAAUUAUUGUAAUGAGGAAGUACAAUUUCCAUACGUUCGUAUCACGAUUCGAUUUCCCACAAUUGUAUUUUUACUGCGAAAAGAUUUGCAAUCUUAUUGCGAUCAUUAAAUUGUCGUUUAGUCAGGCAAUUUUUACACAGAUAUUUAUAAGAACAUUUUCUUAAUCUGAAUUAUUUUGCAAAAAAUAAAUUCAUUAUAUUAUAUUGAUCGAAUACAUUAAUAUAAGUAAGAUAAAUAUAAAAAUUUACUUUAUAUAAUAAAUUUAUAUCUUUUUGUGAAUUUAGAAAGAGAGACAAUUUCAUAAAUUUGUGCCCAGCUUCCAGACUUUAAGAGAAUCUAAACCAAGGUCAUGCCAGCAUCAAGAAAAACAUUCUUAAUAGUGAGAGAAGAUUUACUGAUACGCUAAUGAGAUUAGCUUCAGGACUCUUGGGAAUGUCAAGGUGCUCUUGACAUAGAGAUACGUGUCGACAUUUUAUUACUUCUUAUAUGUAAUGUUCUUAGCUUCUCUUUCUCUCCCUCUUUUUCAAUUUUAUUAUCAUAUUAAUUAUCAUGAUAUGAAUGUCAUAAUCAUGCCAAUUGUGUAAAAUACAAUUUAUAUUAAUUAUAAGUUUUUCAUAUGUCUGCAUAUAUUUUCGAGACAUAAUCUAUAACAUGUAUAUGUAUACAUAUAUGCAUAUGUAAUAUAUUGAGCGUGCAUAGAUAUGUGUGUUAUGUGUACAUACCGUACUAAUAGUUUACUAAAGAUUAAUUUACAACAGUCAAUUUUUAGCCUAACAAAGAUAAUAAAGAAUAAAGAAAUAAAGAAACAAAUAAAA